CCCGCGCGCCGUGAGUGGCAGCGGCGCCUCCGCGGCGCUCUCCCCUCAGAGAGGCGAUGGAGUCCGUGCGGGCGCAGCGGCUGCAGCCCGGAGUGGGGGGAACGCUGCGCUCCCUGCGGCCCGGGGUCACCGGGGCCCCCGCCGCCUCCGCCGCCGCUCCUCCAUGUCGAGGUGAGGAGGGCGGUGCGGGGCCUGGGGUGGGAGAGCUCCGUUCUGUGCGGCGGGUGCGCGUCUGCAGGGAGGGACGCAGAGGGCCGUGCUGGGGAGGAUUCUUCUCGUGCCGGAGCAGCGCGGUGCACUACGCACGUAACCCGUCCGGCUCCGCGUCAGGACGGAUAAAGCUCGCGUUUUUCCAACGUGCCGGGCGGCGCUCGCCCCUGUGCCGCUGGCGGGAAUCUCCCGCGGCACCCGAGGAGACGCUGGGUGACUGCUCGGAGCCGGCGGCUUCCGCUCGGGGCGGCGGGGCCAGGCGGGGAGCGCUGCCAGGCGCUGAGCUGCCGCGGGACCUCUGGCUGCGGCCGCGCCAUGUGGAAGCACUUAGCGGCUGCGGAUACGCUCCCUUCAGGUCCUGGCAGGCCGCAGUGAGGUCUCCCCGCAGCGUUCUCCUCUCCAAGCUGAACAAGCCCCGUUCCCUCAGCUUUCCUUCCCAGCAGAGGAGCUGCAGCCCUCCCAGCAUCUUCGUGGCCCUCUCUGGACCCGUCCCAGGAGCUCUGCAUUGUUCUUGUGCUGGGAUCCCCGGGCAGAGCGGCCCCGCUGCUCCGCGCUCGGUGCCUGAGCCCUUCUCCUUGUGCCCCGCAGUGAACGUGGUGGAGGCCCUGCAGGAGUUCUGGCAGAUGAAGCAGUCGCGCGGGGCCGACCUGAAGAACGGGGCCUUGGUGGUGUACGAGAUGGUGCCGGCCAACAGCCCACCCUACGUCUGCUACGUCACGCUGCCCGGCGGCAGCUGCUUCGGCAGCUUCCAGUUCUGUCCGACCAAGGCUGAAGCGCGGAGGAGCGCCGCCAAGAUCGCGCUGAUGAACUCGGUGUUUAACGAGCAUCCCUCGCGCAGGAUCACGGACGAGUUCAUCGAGAAGAGCGUUUCGGAGGCGCUGGCGUCCUUCAACGGCAACCGAGAGGAGGCUGAUAACCCCAACACCGGCAUCGGCGCCUUCCGCUUCAUGCUGGAAUCCAACAAGGGGAAAUCCAUGCUGGAGUUCCAGGAGCUGAUGACGGUGUUCCAGCUGCUGCACUGGAACGGCAGCCUCAAGGCCAUGCGGGAGCGGCAGUGCUCGCGCCAGGAGGUCCUGGCUCACUACUCCCACCGCGCUCUGGACGACGACAUCCGGCAGCAGAUGGCCAUGGACUGGGUGAACAGGGAGCAGAACAGCCCGGGGGCCCUGUCCCGAGAGCUGGCUUCCACCGAGAGGGAGCUGGACGAGGCGCGCCUGGCGGGGAAGGAGCUGCGCUUCCACAAGGAGAGGAAGGACAUCCUGAUGCUGGCGGCCGGGCAGCUGGGCAGCAUGCACCCCUCCGGCUGCUAGGCUCCGCGCCAGCCCUCGCGGGGCCCUGCCUGCCUCACUCCCAGCGUCCUCCACAACCGGGGCCCGUUUGCACAUUUUAAACAUCACUUUCCUUUUUUUUUUUUCUUUUUUAAUUUUUUGUAAAGAACCCCAGCGCUCCUGUAUGUACAGAUUUUGAUACCACUUUAACCCUUGCUUCUCGGCCUCCCCCUCCUCCCGUCUGCUGGGGGGUUCCCUCCAUCCCUUUUUGACUUUAAAGAUGGCAUUUACGACGCAGCCCGGCAGCGUUAAAGAGCUGGGGAGGGAUCCGUGGCAGCGGCCCGGGGCUGAGCCGAGCCGUGCGGGAUUUGCCCGCAUCCCAGCACCCAGCGCCCCGAGGGCAUUUCCCAUGGGGCGGCCCCGUUGGGAGGCGGAGGCGAGGGACGCCGCCUUCCCCGCAGCUAUUCCACUUUUGUACCCCCACCCCGACGAGCCGACCUGGUUUUUAUAUCUAUUUUUAUACACAGCCCCUUUUCACAGCG
Messenger RNA from Numida meleagris (helmeted guineafowl), 2020 nucleotides. It is a transcript of the gene LIX1L, whose product is annotated as limb and CNS expressed 1 like. The record is from RefSeq and is a predicted model, not a curated record. The coding region runs from base 57 to 1520 and encodes 487 amino acids. The transcript is spliced from 7 exons. Gene Ontology annotation, cellular component: cytoplasm. Gene Ontology annotation, biological process: autophagosome maturation. Lineage: Eukaryota; Metazoa; Chordata; Aves; Galliformes; Numididae.